AUGCCACUCGAACCUCAGGGACCACAUUAUUACUCCAUCACUGAGCCAUUUAACAUGGAUACCGCCACCCAAGGGAAAGCAGAAGCUGGGGAGUCAUCCGCGUCGAUAGAUAAGAAUUUGCUAAAGCAAUUGGAUCGGUUUGAGGAGUUCAUAAGGAAAAGCCAAGGUUUGAACAAACAAGGAGGUCUGGACUACAGCGAGCUGUGCCUAUUUCCGGAUAUGCAAUUGCCCAUGGGUUUCAAAACGCCCAAGUUUAGCAAGUAUGACGGAACAGGCAACCCUAAGACGCAUCCCCGAAUGUUUGCCAACAAGUUGGGCAAGCCAAUAAAUGAUGAAAACUUGCCAGUUCGGUUAUUCCCCGAGAGCUUAGAAGGCGAUGCACUAGACUGGUAUUCCAAUUUAAAGCCUGAAGAUAUGAGGACAUGGGUGGAUUUAUCAACUGCAUUUGUAAGACAAUACGAGUACAAUUGUGAGCUUGCUCCAAUGAGGGCCACACUUGAGGGGACUAAAAGAAAGCCAUCUGAGGAUCACAAGACGUGUGCAAGGAGAUGGAGAAAAUUGGCAGCCAAAGUGGAGCCUCCCAUGACUGAAAAUGAUAUUGUUCGCACGUUCAUCAAAGCUCAUGACCCGCCCUAUUUUGAGGAAAUUUUUCGAAUGAUUGGGUGUUCCUUUGCUGAAAUUGUCAAUAAAUUGGAAGAAUUUGAUGAGUUUGUGAAGGGCGGAAAAAUUGUUAAUGUGUCAACAUUGAAGAUGCAACUAGAGGCUCUGCAAGGCCAAAAUAACAGUGGGAAGAAAUCCCAAUUUAAGGGAAAAGAAGGGGAAACUGCUUUUGUUGGGGAUCAGGGCCCCUCGGCCAGACCUAGAUUUUCAAACCGCAUUGCUUAUUCAUCACCCUAUCCAUACUACCCAAACUCCCGUCCUAUCCACCAUACUCAACCUCGACCAAAUUAUCCAAAUGUACUCGCACCACCCUUUCAAAACCCUCAACCAAAUGUCCAAGCUAGACCUCGCCCUCCUUUUAACCCAAGACCUAUUCCACCCCCUAGCCCAAAUUAUUACUACCAACAAACCAGUGACACCCAAAAUUCAACGCCAUACCGAACCUUCACCAAUCUAGGUCGGCCUGUUGACCAAUUAUAUGAGCAAUUGAAAGCUGCCGGAAAAAUUGGUGUUAUACCUCCUAAGAUCUAUUCUAAGCGCUUUCCCUCUGACUAUGACUCUCAAGCAGUCUGCGCUUAUCAUUCUGGAGCUCCCGGGCAUUCCACCAAUGAUUGUCGGGCAUUGAAACAUAAAAUCCAUGAUAUGAUCGAAUUCGGAGAAAUAGUGCUAAGGAAAAAGGGUGAACAAGGACCGAGCAUAAGUACAAAUCCCUUUCUCGAACACAAGGACGCCUUUGAGGCAUCCACCCCCAAUGAAGAAAUUUGA
This is a messenger RNA of Coffea eugenioides, 1425 nucleotides long. RefSeq lists its product as uncharacterized. The record is from RefSeq and is a predicted model, not a curated record. The transcript has a single exon. Bases 1 to 1425 code for a protein of 474 amino acids. Lineage: Eukaryota; Viridiplantae; Streptophyta; Magnoliopsida; Gentianales; Rubiaceae.